Botrytis porri is the source of this 330-nucleotide messenger RNA. RefSeq lists its product as uncharacterized. The record is from RefSeq and is a predicted model, not a curated record. The transcript is spliced from 2 exons. Bases 1 to 330 code for a protein of 109 amino acids. Lineage: Eukaryota; Fungi; Ascomycota; Leotiomycetes; Helotiales; Sclerotiniaceae.
AUGGAUGUAGGAUGGGAUGCGGUGUAUACGGCUCAGAGAAUCGGGAGUUAUAAGCCCGAUUUGAGAAAUUUUGAGUUUUUGAUUGAGCAUAUGGGACAGGAUCUGGGGGUGAAAAAGGAGGAGGUUUUGCAUACGGCGCAGAGUUUGCGAGCCGAUCAUGUGCCUGCGAAGAAAAUGAAUAUGACUGGAGUUUGGAUCGAUAGGGAAAAUGAAGGUCAGGAUUAUGAAAAGUUGAAGGAUGAAGUCGCUUAUACAUGGAAGUUCAGCACUUUAGGGGAGAUGGCCGAUGCAGUAGAAGAGGCAUUCGAAGCCCAGGAAAAAAAGGUAUAG